UGACGCACUUCCGGUGGCGCCCUUCCGGCUCGGGCCGGGGGCGUCUGGGCGUCUCCAGCCGGCGCGGGAAAGGUGUCGGUUUUCCUGAAGAGGCAGGGGGCGACGAGGGACGUGCGUCCGCGCGGAAGGAAUCUAAAUUUCUUAAAGAAGACCUGGCUGAUCUAGUUUCCUGGUAUUCCUUUUACUUAAGACAGUGCCUAAUAUCCGCCCUCAUGCAGGAUGCUGUGUUCUCUGCUCCUUUGUGAGUGUCUGUGGCUGAUAACUGGUUAUGCUCAUGAUGAUGACUGGAUUGACCCCACAGACAUGCUUAACUAUGAUGCUACUUCAGGAACAAUGAGAAAAUCUCAGGUGAAAUAUGAUAUAUCAGAGAAAAACGAAAUCAGUUCCGACUUGUCAUAUGCUGAUGAAUUGUCAGAAUGUUACAGCAAAGUUGAUUCUUUAACUCAUGAGAUUGAUGAAUGUGAAAAGAAAAAGAGGAAAGACUAUGAAAGUCAAAGCAAUCCUGUUUUCAGGAGAUACUUAAAUAAGAUCUUAACUGAAACCAGAAAGCUCGGACUUCCUGAUGAAAACAAAGGUGACAUGCAUUAUGAUGCCGAGAUUAUACUUAAAAGACAAACCUUGUUAGAAAUACAGAAGUUUCUCAAUGGAGAGGAUUGGAAACCAGGAGCCUUGGAUGAUGCCCUAAGUGAUAUUUUAGUUAAUUUUAAGUUUCAUGAUUUCGAAGCAUGGAAGUGGCGAUUUAAAGAUGCCUUUGGAGUGGAUCCAUAUAAUGUGUUGAUGGUGCUUCUGUGUCUGCUCUGCAUCGUGAUAUUAGUAGCUACCGAGCUGUGGACGUAUGUUCGUUGGUACACUCAGUUGAAACGUGUUUUUGUCAUCAGUUUUGUCUUCAGUUUGGGAUGGAAUUGGAUGUAUUUAUAUAAGGUAGCCUUCGCACAGCAUCAGGCCGAAGUUGCCAAGAUGAAGCCAUUAGACAAUGUGUGUGUUGAGAAGAUGGACUGGACUGGAAGUAUCUGGGAAUGGUUUAGAAGUUCAUGGACCUAUAAGGAUGACCCCUGCCAAAAAUACUAUGAGCUCUUAUUAGUCAACCCUAUUUUGUUGGUCCCACCAACAAAGGCACUGGCCGUUACAUUCACCAACUUUGUGACGGAGCCGCUGAAGUACAUUGGAAAAGGGUCUGGUGAGUUUAUUAGAGCGCUCAUGAAGGAGAUCCCAGUGAUCCUGCACGUUCCGGUGCUGAUAACUGUGGCGUUAGCUGUCCUGAGUUUCUGCUAUGGUACUGGAAAAUCACUUAGUAUGCUGAGACCUUUAGGUGGUCCUGAAAGAGAACCGCCCCGGCCACUUCAGCCAGAUGAUAAGAGACCCCUUGGUGGAGCAGGUGAUGCAGAUUUCUAUUAUAGAGGCCCUUAUGACAGAACAUAUGAGGGUAGAAGAGAUGUUUUGAGAGAGAGAGAUGUUGACUUGAGACUUCAGACUGGCAAUAAGAACCCUGAAGUACUCCGGGCCUGUGACUUACCAGACGCAGAGGUGAGAGAGCAUCCCAAGGUGGUACCCAGUCCCAAAGACAUUGGUGGAAUCCCAGAAGAAAGCAGUACUAAAAGCAGCCAGUUGACUAAGCCUGUCUCUGGCCAAGAGGUGUCAGAGAGUGUGGAAGGUUCACCGGCAGUGGAAAAGGCCCAGCUCAGGACUGAUGCCAGAGGCAGCCCAGAGGAAGGCAGCGCUUCCAGCCCAGCAAGCACUGCGGUGGGAGCAUGCGGAAAGGAUCGGGAUGGCGGCCCAUGUGGCUAGAGGAACACAGACUUGGACCACAGCUCUGAGGUCAUCUUUGAGUUUUGUAAAGUAUACUCUUCACAACUAUUUACUCUUCUCUACAGAGAUUCUGAUAUUUACUACACAGGUGCCAACUUAUUAGUAUUUUUACUGACAAUGAGAAUUAACAAACACAUGUAUUUCUGUUUAAUCUCAUCUUCCAUCUGUUUAAUUUCACUUUCUCUUUGAUAUUAAGAUACAUCCCAUAAAGUUUUGAAGUGUUAAUUUGGGAACAAGAUCUCAUAGGUGAACAUAUGGCAGACAUCACUGAUUCUGAAUAAUUAAGGAGGCCAGUUUGAAUUAGAGGACAUUGAAAAAGAAGUUUUAUUGUUUACAGGCAUAUAUAGGAACUAACUAACCAAAGUGUGUACUUGUGGAAGUCCUGUAAUACCCACUUUAAUUAACAGAAUAAUUAGUUGUGCACUGGAUUCAAAAUGUUUCCAAAAGUGGUAGGUAUUCAAAAACAAUGUGGGCUUUUUUUGCUGAGGGAGAUUUGCCCUGAGUUUAUAUCUGUGCCAGUCUUCCUCUAUUUUGUAUGUGGGUCCCCACCACAGCAUGGCCACUGAUGAGUGGUGUAGGUCUGUGCCCAGGAACCAAACCCAGGCCACUGAAGUGGAGCAUGCUGAACUUAACCACUAUGCCACAGUGCCAGCCUCUCAAAAAACAAUUUUUGAGGAAAGUCCACUAUAGUCAAGAGUGCCCUCUCUUCAUGCACUUCAGCAUCUUAAGGCAGCCACAGAGGCUACAUCACCAGCGUCAGUUUGUCUCUGUGUAGGCUGCCCACGGAUCAAGUGGCUUUGUACUAUCAUACCGUACCUUCAUCUCUCAACUCUUGGCAGCUAUUACUGGGUCUGCGUUCCUAUCACCCCUUUCACUUUAUCUUUAGAUAAGACAGAACUGAAGCCUGCCAGGGGAAUUUAGAUAACAUAGCUUGUUAACUCAGUAAUCUCAGUUUUUCGCAGUUAACAGACCUAUUUUCCUUGCUACUCAGAAUCCCAGCAGUUGAGACUGUUAGAUGUUACUGUGUCCUUUUUAUAUUAUAGCAAACCAUACUGUCCAAGUCACACGAAGUUCUGACUUUUAGAGAUCUAUACAUAGAGAAUACUCUGAUAAGGAAAACAGACUAGGGUGUUUUUCUUAACUAGACAGGUGAUAUAAUCAACAUUUUUAAAUAUUCUGAUUUUAAAAACUAUUCCUCACCGUAAAUCUUUUUUAAAAAGCAGUUUAUGAAUCUUGCACAUGUACCUGGCUGGGAAGAUUUCACAUUCAGGUGUCCUUUAAACCUUCACACUACAGGCUGUGUCCAGCUGCUUACUAAAAAUGAUACCAGUCAGGAAUAAUCUUAACAUUUUCAUGCAGGCUUUUGUUUCAGGAAAAAAGACACAUUCAAAGCAUCUACUUUUUGAUAUAUUUUUUACAUGAAUGCAGAAUACCCCUUUUUGACUCCUAGAAGCGUCACUUAGAUGCCCUUAACAAUUUUACAUGUUAAUAUUAGUUUCUAGCUUAAUAUUGCAAACAUCUUUAGUAUUUCAUUAGAAAGGUAAUAAUUUUUUCCAAAAAUACAAAAGGAUUUUAUAUAAAAAUCUGUAACAGUAGGUAUGUAACAAGUGAACUAAUGAGAGGAUGUUUGUGUUUGGAAUAGAUCUGUGCACAUCGGUAUGUAUGAAGUAGUCCUCUGUGGGGGUAGACCUGUUCACACUGAUCGGUGACUAUGCUCCCAGGGUGGGAGUUCUCCUCUGAGCUGUGAUCUGAUUCUGAAGAGAAAUACAUGCACCAGGUGUUAAACUAUGAGAGUAGGCUUAUUGCUCUUUGCCUUCCUGCUUUUUCUCAGUCCCCAAAUGGAUCUUUAAAAAAAAAAAUAAGUAAAAUUUCAUCUUUGUAUUCUUUUAUUACAGAUAACCAUUUGGGGAUGAAAUCUACUUUGACAGCUAGCAAGGCAACAUGCUACUGCUGUUGAAUGAUCACAGCAAUUCAGGGAAGACUUAUUAAAGCAAACUGAACAUACCAAGGCCAUUUUAUAACUAGAAGAGAUAGGCUUGUUUAUUGUCCAGCCAAUAUUUAUCAUUAAAAUCAAGGAUUACAGUGACAAGCUUUUAGGAAAAUCAGAAUGGGGUAGACAGCUUUUAAAAGCAAUUUUUAAAUGGAAUAAUGUUCAAUGUUUACAGGGUCUAAGGAAUACCAUAUAUACAAAAUAAACAUUUAUUUUUACCUUAC
Messenger RNA from Equus caballus (horse), 4020 nucleotides. It is a transcript of the gene CLCC1, whose product is annotated as chloride channel CLIC like 1. Gene Ontology annotation, molecular function: chloride channel activity. Lineage: Eukaryota; Metazoa; Chordata; Mammalia; Perissodactyla; Equidae. Gene Ontology annotation, cellular component: endoplasmic reticulum; membrane. The record is from RefSeq and is a predicted model, not a curated record.